This is a messenger RNA of Aspergillus bombycis, 1446 nucleotides long. Its product is annotated as MFS transporter. NCBI's taxonomy places the organism in Eukaryota, Fungi, Ascomycota, Eurotiomycetes, Eurotiales, Aspergillaceae. The record is from RefSeq and is a predicted model, not a curated record. The coding region runs from base 1 to 1446 and encodes 481 amino acids. Gene Ontology annotation, molecular function: transmembrane transporter activity. Gene Ontology annotation, cellular component: membrane. Gene Ontology annotation, biological process: transmembrane transport. The transcript is spliced from 6 exons.
AUGGCCAUGGCAGCGACAACAGAUAAACAAAAUACGGCCGCAUCUAAUCAGGUGGAGAACAUGGAUGAGAUGAAGAUCGAAGCCGAAGAGAACUAUGCCGCGGAGCACAGGCAGCAAAUGCAAUUAUUGAAUGCCCAGAUUGUCCGCAAGUAUGAUAUAUGGGUACUGCCUCUUGUGUGGGUCUUGUAUGUCAUUUCGUAUCUUGACCGUGGAAACAUCGGCAAUGCAAAGACUGCGGGGGCGCAGGAGGACCUUGGUCUCAGCAGCUACCAGUGGUCAUGGGUACUCAACUCCUUUUACAUUACAUACACCUGUCUAGAGUGGCUAGUUCUUUGCUGGAAGAUUUUCCCAGCCCACAUCUACGUGACAGUAUUAUGUGUUCUCAUCCAGCUGACAACCGAAGGUGGGGUGUUUGCGCAAUGUGUUCAGGGCUUGUCCAUAACAUGGCAGGGUUGGUCGCCUGCCGAGUCGGUCUGGGUAUUCUGGAGGCAGGAUUCGGUGCUGGCGUACCGUAUUACCUAUCAUUAUGCUACAAGCGCCACGAACUGGGUACUCGCGUGUCUAUCCUUCUUGGAUCCAGCCCGAUUGCCAACUGCAUUGCAGGUGCAAUUGCAGGGGUCGCCGUCGAUUCUUAUGGCUCCCUUGGUCUGGUUUCUACUUAUGGAUUCUCCCUCGACGGCAAAAUUCUUCACCAACGAAGAACGUACGUUCGCAGUAGAACGCAUGGAAACCCGCGACACAACGCGCAAGAGCUCACUCUCCAAGGCUCAGUUAUUCGCCGGAUUGACAGAUUACAAAAAUUACUGCCACGCAUGUCUCCAUUUCUGUUGCAACUAUUCCUUCGCCGGGCUAUCCAACUUCCUUCCCACCAUCGUCCAUGAGAUGGGUUAUGACUCCGUGCAGGCACAAGGCCUCACUGCACCGCCUUAUUUCGGGGCGUUCCUAUCCAGCAUACUUGUUGCCUGGCUCUCGGACCGCUAUGGCUCGCGCGGCUGGAUGUUGGCCAUAUGCGCUAGCGUCGCGACCGUCGGCUACGCCCUGUUAGCAACGCAGACAGGAACGGCCGUGCGGUACGUAGCCAUCUGGCUGACAAGCUGUGGUAUUUUCCCUGCAUUGGCGAUCAACAUGACCUGGAUGCUCAAUAAUAAUGCUGGGGAUACCAAGAAGGGAAUUGGAAUGUCAUUGCUCGCUAUUAUCGGUCAAUGCUCUUCCUUUCUCGCCUCCUUUAUGUAUCCCAAUAGCGCUGCACCAUACUUUGUCAAGGGAACAGCCAUUGGCUCCGGUCUCACGGGCAUUAUUGUACCGGUUGGAUUGGUCCUUCAUUUCUCCUAUGCUGCUGAGAACAGGCGUAGAGAUCGGGAGUUCGGACCUGUGCCACAGGGUGAUGGCCCCAUUGACGUUAGUGCUGUUGGCGACAAGCAUAAUCACUUUCGCCUGUUGACCUAA